CAACAGUUCUAUUUCUUGACCUGUGAAGUGGUUUCAUGGGUGUGCUCUUUUCGCGAUAAUUCAGCUGUACCCUUCUGUGCACUUUUCUGUAUGUACAUUGCAUUUCAACAAAAAGGGUUUAUUAUAAAAGCCCUGAAAGCCAGAGGCUACCGAGGUGGGGUUGAGGUAGAGGCAGAGGAGGGCAGAAGCUUUCCUGCGUCUGGGAAGGCUCUCCUCCCACAGUGUGGGCACCACGAGGGCAGGGCCCGUCUUCAUCUCUGUGGUCCCAGAACCCAGUCCUGAGCCUGGCACAGAAGGCCCAGGGUGGAUGAAUGAAGGAAACCGAGGAAGACGCAUUCACUUCCCCAUCCCCGUGUGUCACAGGAUUGUGCAUGGUCAGAGAACGGCAUCACACUCGGAUGGCUCUGUUCAGGGGACAAUCCUUGCCCCCAGGCCUGAUUCCUGGAAGAGCAAGAACAGGGAGACUCAAUCUCAUAUCCGCUCUGUGCUGGUGACCACUCCAGGGUCGCGCUCACACACGUCCAGUCUCGUUUAGUCGGUCCAGUUGGGUCACGGCCCAGGGCCGCCUGGGCCCUCUGAUGGAGAAGGGGGAGGGCCCGAGAAAGGGGCAGGAUCCAGGAUAAAAGCAGCAGCGGGCGCUCCAGGGCGGCUGACAACCUGACCCGUGCAUAGCUGACGCCAAACUCUGCCAAAGCGAACCCUUAUGGAAGCGAAGGAAGCCCGGCUGAACAAAGCCGAGCGGCGCAGGGGUCGCGCAGAGCCGAAGGGGAGCCGCGCGGGGCCGCGUGAGGCCCCUCCUCUCCCGGUGUCCACGCCCCUGCCCGAGCGCACGCUCCGAGCCUCGCGCCUUUGAACAGCAGUUGCUCACUCGGAUGCAACGGGUCGGUAGCGGUCUCCCCAACGGGAGCCAGGUGGCGUCCCGGCGUCCCAGCGUGGCCCUUGCCGAACAGAACCAGGUGGCCACACUGCCGGUGCGACUGCUCCGGGACGAUGUGGCAGCUGUGCCGGACGAUGUCCAUGCGAAGGAUGGCUUCCAGAUGAAGGUGGAUGCCCGCGGCUUCACCCCCGAGGAGCUGAUGGUGCAAGUGGACGGCAGAUUCUUGAUGGUGACGGGCCAGCGGCAACUGGAGGGCUGCAGCUCAAAUGGCUACAGCUACCGCAUGGCGCAGCAGGUGCACCAGCAAGUGCAACUACCGCCAGACCUGGAUCCCACUGCCAUGACCUGCUGCCUGACCCCCUCUGGCCAGCUGUGCUUCCGAAGCCAGUCCCCAGCGCUGCCUUCCCCUGAAGCCCAAACAGGACCGUCCCCAAAACUCAGGAGCCGCGGCUCUAAGAAGGGUUCCAACCUAGCCUGAGCCAGUAAACCACCACCGUAGUGUGCAGCAGCAACCUAGUGUCCGUGGUCUUUUCUCUGUGAUGCGGUCAGAGGUAGAGAUAGAACAAAGGUAGAGGGAGGCCAAGUGGUGGGCUCAGGGAGGCAGGAAAGGCACCUCAAGGUGGUGGUCCACCAAGAAUCAGGCCUCUGUGGCCCUUGGAGGAAGCUGGGAGGGACAGUGUUGCCCUACUCAGCUCAGCUCACUGCCUGGACCAAGAGCCCCAGCCCUUGGCAGCUGAGAGCAGCAGCUCCAGCAGGGAGCAGCAGAGGGCCAGGAGGGCCCAAGCAUCACCUGGCUCCAGAACCAGCAGAGGGCCGAGAGGCCAGGGACCAGAUGACUGGACCUGGUAUGGGGCUGCUGUCUUGGGCUUCUGACCAGUCCAAGGUUCUAGAGGUCAUCGGUGUUCCUUCCUCUUCAGAGAAGAGGUUGAGAGGACUCAGUGCCUCAUGGGCAUGGUAUAGACUAACCAAAAAACCCCAAAGAUGUUGUUUUUGGUCUUUCAGAGACCAGCAAUUUUCAAAUGUAAACUGCACAUCACCCCAAUAUAAUCUGGAGGGGGUGGGGGAGAGGCAAAUGCAGGACCCUCAACUGCAAACUUGGUGAGAUUCAGGUCACUCUUACCUCCACUCCCACCCCAUCAGAGCUGAUAACAGUAAGGGCCUCUUUCUCUUGGUUACCAUAACCACGAGCAUCCCCUCAUGGUGUGUGUGUGUGUGGGGGGGGGGGGGGGCUUUUGUUUAAU
Molecule: messenger RNA, 2118 nt
Organism: Equus quagga
Lineage: Eukaryota; Metazoa; Chordata; Mammalia; Perissodactyla; Equidae
Gene: HSPB9
Product: heat shock protein family B (small) member 9
Exons: 1
Coding region: 873-1355 (160 amino acids)
Cellular component (GO): nucleus; cytoplasm
Source: RefSeq, a predicted model, not a curated record